GCAAUCAACAAUCGGCCGAAAAAUCGAAAAGUUUUGCACAUCUCGAAUAUCUUGUUCUUUUCUUCCGUGGUUUUCGACUAAUAAGAUGGCUCCAACUGCCAAGACCAACAAGGGUGAUACCAAGGCUGCCAAGCCAGCUGAAAAGAAGGCUGCUCCAGCCGCAGCUAAGGGCAAGGUUGAGAAACCUAAAGCCGCCGAGGCCGCCAAGCCAGCAGCGGCUGCAGCCAAGAACGUAAAGAAGGCGCCGGAAGCCGCUAAGGACGUGAAGGCAGCCGCAGCAGCCAAGCCCGCUGCUGCUGCUAAGCCAGCUGCCGCCAAGCCCGCUGCUGCCAAGGAUGCCGCCAAGAAGGCACCAGCAGCUGCUGCUGCGCCCAAGAAGGACGCUAAGGCAGCACCCGCUGCUACCAAGAAGGCAGCUGCUGCUCCGGCUUCUGCGCCACCAGCAAAGAAGGCAGCCCCCGCUGUCGCUAAGGCUGCACCAGUAGCUGCUGCUGCCGCCGCUCCGGCUGUUGCCAAGCCCGCUGCUAAGCCGGCUGUGGCGAAGCCCAAGCCCAAGGCUGCCACACCUGCGGCAGCUCCCAGCAAGGUUGUGAAGAAGAGUGUGCUGCGCGGCAAGGGCCUGAAGAAGAAGAAGGUAUCGCUGCGUUUCACUAUUGACUGCACCAACAUUGCCGAGGAUAACAUCAUGGAUGUUGCAGAUUUCGAGAAGUACGUGAAGGCGCGCCUCAAGGUGAACGGCAAAGUGAACAACCUGGGCAACAAUGUCACCUUCGAGCGUUCAAAGAUGAAGCUCCACGUUAGCUCCGAUGUUCACUUCUCCAAGGCCUACCUCAAGUACUUGACCAAGAAGUACCUGAAGAAGAACAGCCUGCGUGAUUGGAUCCGUGUGGUUGCCAACGAGAAGGACUCGUAUGAGCUACGUUACUUCAGAAUCAGCUCCAACGAUGAUGAGGAUGAUGACGCGGAGUAAAGAUGCAACAAACCAACAGCAACAACAACAAAAACAAAA
Molecule: messenger RNA, 1009 nt
Organism: Drosophila hydei
Lineage: Eukaryota; Metazoa; Arthropoda; Insecta; Diptera; Drosophilidae
Gene: RpL22
Product: 60S ribosomal protein L22
Exons: 3
Coding region: 86-970 (294 amino acids)
Biological process (GO): cytoplasmic translation
Cellular component (GO): ribosome
Molecular function (GO): RNA binding; structural constituent of ribosome
Source: RefSeq, a predicted model, not a curated record